Molecule: messenger RNA, 2039 nt
Organism: Phragmites australis (common reed)
Lineage: Eukaryota; Viridiplantae; Streptophyta; Magnoliopsida; Poales; Poaceae
Product: putative clathrin assembly protein At1g25240
Exons: 1
Coding region: 56-1525 (489 amino acids)
Biological process (GO): clathrin-dependent endocytosis; vesicle budding from membrane; clathrin coat assembly
Cellular component (GO): clathrin-coated vesicle; clathrin-coated pit
Molecular function (GO): SNARE binding; 1-phosphatidylinositol binding; phosphatidylinositol-4,5-bisphosphate binding
Source: RefSeq, a predicted model, not a curated record
ACUCCACCGUCCACCACCACCACUGUCACAUUUGGCCAUUGCCCUCCCUCCUCCCAUGCCCACCAACUGGCGUCACCUCCUUCGUUUCCCCUCCCUUACUGCCUGCCACGUUCUUGGCGCGUCGUUUUUCUUUCGCCCUGCCGAUUUCGUUGGCCACUUGUUUCUGCAAGCUUUCCUCCCCGACACAAGCUCAAGCAGAGAGGAAAUUACGUCCGGCGUGGAGCUGGCAACCGUCGUGGACUUGAUCUUCCCAGGGCGCGUCGAGCUCGGCGGCGCCCGCGAGGGAGGUGGUGACGCUAGGUGGUGGGGCUGCGGCGCGGAGGGCCCUGGCGGUCAGCAGGCGAUGACGACCGCGCGGCAGUUGUGGCGGCGCGCCGCGGCGGCCGUCAAGGACAGGAGGAGUCUGUACCUGACGCGCGUGGCAGCGCUGCGGCAGGCCUCGGGGGUGGCGGCGGCGCUGAGGAGCCCCGAGCUGGAGGCGGCCGUGAUCCGCGCGACGAGCCACGACGAGCGGUCCGUGGACUAUGGGAGCGCGGCGCGGGUGUUCGCGCUGGCGCGCGCGUCGCCGUCGGCGCUGCAGCCGCUCAUGUGGUCACUCGCGCGCCGGGCGGGGCGGACGCGGUGCUGGGCCGUGGCGCUCAAGGCGCUCAUGCUCGCGCAUGGCCUGCUGCUGCGCUCUGACCUCGCGCCACGCGCGGCGCGCCUCGGCCGCGUGCCAUUAGACCUCGCCGACUUCCGCGAUCGCUCGUCGCCGCCGUCCAAGUCGUCGGGGUUCUCGGCGUUCGUGCGCGCCUACUUUCGCUUCCUCGACACCCGCUCCCUCUUCGCCGCCCAAGAACUAGACGGCACAAGCAGCGAAGCCGACGACGAGGGCGCACGGCUCGACCGCGUGACCAAGCUGCAGCACCUGCUGGACCUGCUCAUGCAAAUCCGGCCAUACGGGGACGGCAUGGAGCAGGGCCUCAUCCUGGAGGCGAUGGACUGCGUCGUCAUCGAGAUAUUCGAGGUCUACAGCCAGAUAUGCACCGGCAUUGCCCGGCUCCUCGUCGCCAUUCUUGGCUCCGCCCCGACAAUGCCGCGGCCGCGGCCGGGGGAGACGGUGGCGGCAGCGAGGCGGCAGAGGGGAGUGCAGGGAAUGCGGGUGCUCAGGAAGGCCGCGGAUCAGAGCGCGCAGCUCUCGUCGUACUUCGAGCUCUGCCGGGGCCUGGGCGUGCUGAACGCCGCCGAGUUGCCGGCCGUGGAGCGCGUCUCGGACGACGACAUCAGGGACCUCGAGAAGCUCAUCAUAAGCCACGUCGUUGAAGGUGGCAGCGAGGAGGCCGAGGAGAACAAUGGGAAGGCACUGGUCGCUGUGGAGAACGCCGGCAUGGAGUCGAAGACGGUGGUGACGAAAGAGUGGGUGGUAUUCGAUGACGACGACAACGCCGGCUCCGGCGUAAGGCAAGGACACUUCGGUAAUUACGUGAAUCCGUUCCUUGGUGCGCCGUGGGCCGCCGUGGCGGGGAGUGGGGACGUGUUGGUUUAGGUGGAUUAGUCAAAAAAAAUCCUCAUAAACUGUGUUUUGUCGAUUUGGCCUACUUUUGGAUUAGAAACAAUGCGAUCGAAACCGUAGGUGAUCAACGCCUUCGUCUUCAGGUUUCGGGGAUGGGGCUGUUAAGGAGUCGAGCUCAAGUAAGUUUGGUAUGACAAGUUUGAGCUCCACAGUAACUCGAGCUAAAUUUGAGCGAAUUUGAGUUGCCGACUGAGCAGACAGGCUCGAGCUUGAUUUAAAUAGGCUUGUUAACCGUUAAAAUUAAUUAAAAAAAUCUCUAUUUUAAAGAAAGUAUAUAAAUUAUCGAAUUAUUGUAUAGAAUAAGAAGCUCACGAGCUUCGAGCUAGGCUCGAAUCUUAGAUCAGUCGAGUUCAAGUAGCUUGCGAGCUUUCUGCUGUGGCGGGGAGACAAACUCUCGGAUAUAAAAUGUGAGUCAGUCCUAAAUUUCAGAAUAUUAGAUGUCCUAUGUAUUCUAUUGUCUAUUCUACAGUCAAUGAUUUUAAGCUUA